AUGCUAGCAGAUGAAGGCAUCAGCUGUAACGACGAGGAAACCCUCUUGGGUGGAAACAGAGAAUGGAGUUUUUGGGAAACCGUUGUCGGACGCCGUGCCUCGCUGAAGGGAACACGUGCAAGACUUGGCACUCUAAUGAGCUUUCGAGCUACCACACGUACAUACACCAGCUUGAAGAAUGCAAAAUCUUAUGGAACAUUCGACCCUUAUUCGGGGCCGUCUGCAGAUACUCCUUCUGACGUCGUAGAAUAUGAUCCAGAUGCUCCUCCACUAGCCCCGGGGCAAAAAAGAACCUUCCGUAGCAAGAUCCGACUUGGAAGCACGCAAUCACCUCACUACGAAAAUAUUGACAAACCGUUUUCGUUCCCAUUGCUUGGAAGGCAGGAAAAGCAUCGAAGACUACGAAAUAUGCUACACGGACUUGGACAAGCUGCAGAAGCUAUUUGUAAGGUACACAAGGAUAAAAUGGACGCUCACUUUAAGGCGAAUUGUCCGGUCCCGGGUGGAACCACUGAGGUGCUUCUGCACGUUGAGUUUACUGAAAUAGAAAGUAUUUCCAAAAGCUCAUGGGAGCAGCUAAAAGUAAAGAUGCAACGUUCAGGCCCAUUCGACACCCGGCAUUGUCAGAAGGGCGAACCAAUUACUUUUCUGGAGUGCUCAGAAGACCGGACAAUUUGCCUUGUUCGGGAACUGUCUUGCUCAAAAUCUACGCCACAAAUGACUGAGGCUGUUCGUAGGGACCGGCAGUUCCCGGAGCCACCCUUUAUCGCCAGCUCCCCUGAAUGCAUCUUAGAGUUUUCCUUGAUGUUGCUCUUUCGAGCUUAUUGA
Molecule: messenger RNA, 828 nt
Organism: Eimeria tenella
Lineage: Eukaryota; Apicomplexa; Conoidasida; Eucoccidiorida; Eimeriidae
Exons: 8
Coding region: 1-828 (275 amino acids)
Source: RefSeq, a predicted model, not a curated record